AUGCAGAAUCUCAGUUUGCCGGUGCGUACGACGCCGAGUCGGCGGAAUCAGGAGAGCAGAAGCUACUUCACCAGUUACACGCCGCCGAGCUCUACGGAGGCGAUCAAUGGCCCGGUCAGGGAGCCGGUGAGGGAGCAGCCGCCGAUGACGGAUCGGUUGAUUGUGGGAGUGGACUUUGGGACGACAUUUUCAGGUGUCGCUGCGGUAUACACAUCAACGCCGGAUGACGUCGAAAUCAUCAAGACGUGGCCAGGCGGCAAUGGCAUCACCUCAGACAAGGUCCCUACGGAGAUUUCAUACAGCUUCCCAGCCAACGACUCAACCGGCGCCGAGCCCACUGUGAAAUGGGGGUUCCAGUUCAAGCCAGACGAGUCGCGGCUACGAUGCAUCAAGCUGUUUCUCGACCGCUCCCAAAAGCUCCCCUUUUACGUCAGCCCGCUGGACACGGCGGCGCAGCUGAAAAAGUUCAACAAGAACGUCGUGGACGCCGUCAGCGACUACCUGACGCAGAUUUACCGGCACACCAUGGACACCCUGACGCGGCGCUACGGCGAGUCGUUUAUGGCGUCGACAAAGGUCGAGUUUGUGCUGACGUGCCCGGCGGUGUGGAGCGAUGCGGCCAAGAACACGACGUUGCAGGCGGCGGAGCGGGCGGGCAUGGGCAGUCGGUCGGAGAUUCAGAUGAUUAGCGAGCCGGAGGCGGCGGCGGUUUAUACGCUCAAGGCCAUUCAGCCGAAUCAUUUGAACAUUGGCGAUAACUUUAUCGUUUGUGACGCGGGCGGUGGAACGGUAGACUUGAUUGCGUAUAAAAUUAUAUCCCUGAAGCCACUGAGAGUCGAGGAAUCUGCAGUGGGAACGGGAGGACUGUGUGGAAGCGCGUUCUUGAACUACAGGUUCGAGGAGCAUGUCCGGACCAGGCUGGGCCAGGCUCGGUUCGAUGAGAUGAAGACGAAAAAGGGCAAGACGUGGCAGAUGGGUCUGCGGUACUUUGAAGAGUUUGUCAAGCGCAACUUUAACGAGGAUGAGCACCAGGAGAUUAAUGUUCCUUUCCCUGGUCUUCCCGAUGACGAAGAAGCAGGACUUGACUCGGGAUUCAUGGUCAUGAGCGCCGAGCAGAUCAAGGACAUCUUUGAGCCCGUCGUCAAAGAGGUCUGCGAUCUGGUGCAAGGCCAAGUCGAAGGCCUCCGUGCCAAGGGGGGCAUCGUCUCCGGCAUCGUGUUAGUCGGUGGUUUCGGCCAGAGCGACUAUCUCUACCGACGGCUCAAGUCACACUUUUCAAGCGCCGCGCCGCCGCCGUACAGCGAGCGGCCAACGCACGCGAAUGCAAAUUCAUCGCAGGACAGCGGGUCGAUCGAGGUGAUGCAGCCGGUGUAUGCGUGGACGGCUGUGGUGCGCGGAGCGGUGCUGAGGGGCCUGGAGGGCAACAUGGUGAUUUCGAGAAAGUCGAGGAUGCACUAUGGAACGUCGUUUGCGACGGUGUAUGAUGAGGAGAAGCACUCUGUGAGCGAGCGAUACUGGUCGCCGCUGUGGGAGCGGUGGAUGGUAUCGGAUCGGAUGCAGUGGCACAUUGCCAAGGUUUUUUUUUUUCUCUGUUACAGAUCUAACAAUUCGAUGCAGGGUGAAUCGCUCUCUCCUCUAUCCCCCAUUGCCUUCCACUACACGCGCAACUUCCGUCCCGGCCAGUCGCUCAUCGUGACGGACGACCUGAUUGCGUGCGACGCCGACGACCCGCCCGCGGCGUACACGCGGGAUCUGGUCAAUGUGUGCACGUUGACGACGGAUCUGAACGCGGUGCCGAGGAGCCUGUUUACGAGGCUGACGACGACGCGGGGCGUGGAGUUUGACAAUCUCGAUUUCACGCUGGAGAUGAUUGUGGACAGUGCGGGGUUGGGAUUUGAGCUCAAGGUGGAUGGGGUGAGGUAUGGCCGGGUGGAGGCUGAGUUUCAUUGAUUGAGGAAAGGGGGUUGUACAUGUAUGCUUGGUUGGUGUUGUUGAAGCGCCUAUGGACAGGAUGUGGGAUCUGUUUUGAGGGGACUAUUGUGCAGCAUCCCAGCCGUGGGAAUUUUCAGCGAUUUUUUAAUUCAUCAUCUUACUGCUACCACGUGUAUGUAUAAAACAUUUAUAUUUUCAUGCAUUGGACUGACUGCAUUGUUGGUUGAGGUAUUGGGAAACGGGAAAGGGGGUGCUAAAUAAUGAACCCCCCCCCCCCCCUUUUGUAAACUGUACAGAUAGAUACUUGACAUCAACAAGUAAAGGCAUCAAUUCAGCUGCGAGACUUGCAGUUG
This is a messenger RNA of Trichoderma atroviride IMI 206040, 2285 nucleotides long. Lineage: Eukaryota; Fungi; Ascomycota; Sordariomycetes; Hypocreales; Hypocreaceae. The record is from RefSeq and is a predicted model, not a curated record.